ACAAAUAUUGAACUCAACAUGGCGAAAUGCAGGGCCGCCAUUGCUGCUCUUAGGGGACUGUUCUUCAAGCUUCUUCAGUAAGUCCGGGCCUUUAGAAAAAUGAUACGAUACGAUUUCACCUCUAAGCUCUUCUUUUUGCUCGAUUUCUGCAAAUCAAUCCACCAAAUCAAACAAACCCAUGCUCAACUGAUCACUACUGGUCUUGUUCUACACCCAAUUGCCACUAAUAAACUCCUCAAACUUCUUUCCUUCUCAAGAUUUGCUUCCAUUUCUUAUGCCCAAAUGGUGUUCGAUCAUUUUCCCCAACCAGAUCUCUUCCUCUACAACACCAUCAUCAAAGCCCACGCGAUUUCAGCCACUUCCUCUGCAGAUUCCUUCACGAGGUUUCGUUCUCUGAUCCGCGAUGGAAGGUUAGUGCCCAAUCAGUAUUCUUUUGCAUUUGCCUUCAAGGGGUGUGGCAAUGCUGUUGGGGUUUUGGAAGGGGAGCAAGUUCGUGUUCAUGCUGUUAAACUUGGUUUGGAGAAUAAUUUGUUUGUGAUGAAUGCGUUGAUUGGGAUGUAUGUGAAUUUGGGGUUUGUUGGGUAUGCUAGAAAGGUGUUUGAUUGGAGCACAAUUAGAGAUAUGUACUCGUGGAAUAUCAUGCUUAGUGGGUAUGCGAAAUUGGGGAAAAUGGAUGAUGCUCGGGAACUGUUUGAUGAAAUGCCUGAAAGAGAUGUUGUGUCGUGGACAACAAUGAUUGCUGGAUGUGUCCAGGUUGGUCAUUUCAUGGAGGCUUUGGAUAUCUUCCACAAGAUGCUGCAAAAAGGGGUGAACCCAAAUGAGUACACACUGGCCAGUGCCCUUGCAGCCUGUGCUAAUCUUGUGGCGUUGGACCAAGGAAGAUGGAUGCAUGUCUAUAUUCGAAAGAAUGAGAUACCGUUGAAUGAUCGGUUGCUAGCCGGACUCAUUGACAUGUAUGUAAAAUGUGGAGAGUUAGAGUUUGCCUCGAAGCUUUUCAACAGUGAACGGAUGUCGAUUCGGAAGGUUUGGCCUUGGAAUGCCAUGAUUGGUGGGUUUGCAAUGCAUGGGAAAUCUAAGGAAGCAAUUGAGGUUUUUGAACAAAUGAAGGUAGAAAAAGUUUCUCCCAACAAAGUUACAUUUGUUGCUUUGUUAAAUGCUUGCAGUCAUGGCAAUAGAGUUGAAGAAGGAAGACGCUAUUUUAAAUCAAUGGCUGGUCGCUAUGGAGUCGAGCCUGAGUUAGAGCAUUAUGGAUGCAUGGUGGAUCUACUGGGACGUUCGGGACGCUUGAAGGAAGCCGAAGAGAUCAUAUCAAGUAUGCCUAUGACACCAGAUGUAGCUAUCUGGGGCGCAUUGCUUAGUGCUUGCAAAACCCAUAAGGAUAUUGAAAUGGGAGAGAGAAUUGGGAAAAUUGUUAGAGAGCUGGAUUCUGACCAUCUGGGUUGCCAUGUUUUAUUAGCAAAUAUGUAUUCCUUGACUGGGAAUUGGAAUGAAGCCAGGACAUUAAGGGAGAAGAUUGCAGUAAGUGGGAAAAAGAAGACUCCUGGUUGCAGCUCCAUCGAGUUGAACGGGACGUUCCAUCAAUUUCUCGUAGGUGAUCGGUCCCAUCCUCAAACUAAAGAGCUGUAUAUGUUCUUGGAUGAGAUGACCACCAAGUUGAAGAUGGCUGGUUACAUCCCUGAAUCCGGAGAAGUUUUGCUGGAUAUCGAUGACAAUGAGGACAGAGAAACAGCUCUGUUGAAGCACAGUGAGAAGUUGGCUAUUGCCUUUGGGUUGAUGAACACCGCACCUAAAACUCCAAUUCGCAUUGUGAAGAACUUGAGAGUAUGUGGAGAUUGUCAUCUAGCUAUAAAGUUCAUUUCCAAGGUAUACGAUAGGGAGAUUGUUGUAAGGGACAGAAUUAGAUAUCACCACUUUAAAGAUGGAGCUUGUUCGUGCAACGAUUACUGGUAGCGUUUGUUGUUUAUCUGCUAAUCUGCAUAGCUACACCUUCAAACUCUGGUGAUCUGGACUGUUUUCCUCUCGACGAUGAAGCUUAUCCCCCAUCGUCUCACUGGUCGACCUUAACCCCGAUUAUUUUGAGAUCUUAUUUAGUAUUCAGAAUUUGUCUCGAUUUAGAACCACUCUCGCGGCCCACACCAAAACCGUGCUUUACCCCUAGAUGUCCAGUCAACUGCUGCCAUUUCCCUCUUUCUUGGGGAUCAAACUCCAGGGAAAGCCUUCAUCGUUCAGGUACAUAAACUCUCAACUUCAUUGCCAAUAUUUGAAUAGAAAGUCAUUUUUCAUAUUUGUUCAUGUGAAUUAGCUUAGCAUUUAAAGGAUCAAGCAUAGUUAGCAGAUUUCUGCUACCUCUUUGAGAUCACAUGAUAAGAUUUUUCAGUAUUCAUCAUCGCUUCAUCCUGUUGCCUUCUCUUCUCUUGCUGCGAAUUUCAUCUUUUUUUCAUGGCUGUACAAGUUGUUGAGGGAGCUUGAAUGUAACGCCCGCUCAUCGGGAAGCCCGUUUCACUGUCGUUAUUGUUUUAUGUUUAAACCACCAUCAUUAAGUUUCAAAAUAAGACAAAACUAGAUGAGUAUAGCUGACAACUUCAAAAUCAUUCUAGUAUAUCUUACGUCUUACAUGCAAUAGGUUGUUCAUAGUUUAUGUUUAAACCACCUCUGAUGACUCUGUUUAUGCUUAUUACAAAUUUUGGACUCGUAUGUAUGACUCGCUCUUGAUUAAAUACGACAUGUCUACUAAACUCUCUGAAGAAGCACACAACUCGACAUCUUCUUAUUCUACCAUUAAUAUCUCAAGUCUAAGACAAUGCAUCAAACAAAUCCCUUCAUAUCCACCGCCUGAAAACAUUUAAGGUAUUAUAUCCUACGAAAAGGUUGAGUUCAAAUCUUCCCUUGGUCUCUACUCCUCCCUCAUCCUAUUUAAAUAGAAUUAUGACAAAACGUUUUUUUUUAUGAAAGAACUUGAUCAACCUGUUCUCUUACAGUUGUGAACGUAUGGACUAGUUUGCAUGCAAUUCGACCAUCAUUAUGGCACAAAUCGAAUGGUAUUCACUAGCGCCUCACCCUAUGGUUGAAAGGAAGUAUUCCUUUUACUCCAUCCACUUUUCUACUUUUACGCAAUUGUGAUAAAGGUGAUAAAUUGUACCUUCGUUGUUGAGUUUUAUCACAUAAUAAGUUUGGGUUGUUUAGUAAAGUUCAUUUUAAGAAAUUGAGACCAUUCCUAAUUCCAUUACUCUUAUUACUCUU
Molecule: messenger RNA, 3240 nt
Organism: Cucurbita pepo subsp. pepo (vegetable marrow)
Lineage: Eukaryota; Viridiplantae; Streptophyta; Magnoliopsida; Cucurbitales; Cucurbitaceae
Product: pentatricopeptide repeat-containing protein At3g62890
Biological process (GO): RNA modification
Molecular function (GO): protein binding; zinc ion binding; RNA binding
Source: RefSeq, a predicted model, not a curated record